ACCAAGGGAGGGAGCUGGUCGGAGGGAUGCACACCGUCACGUUUCCCAACAGAAGCCUCGUCGGCGUUCAAAAGCAGCAGCAGCAGCACAUCGCCGCCAACCAAUCGCCAUUCCACGGCAAAGAUGGAGCUUCUUUAUCAUGUGUUUCCAACAAAGACAUUUUUCCAGGCCUCUGUUUCAAGUAUUCGAUUCGAAGGAAAUAGAAAAGGACGUAUUCGGAGAAAUGCGCCUUCAGAUAACAAUGGAAAAGGGAUUGACAAAACCAAAUCUUCUAGCCAGGAGGAGCUAAUUGCAUUGUUUAGAAGAAUACAGUUAUCUAUCUCUAAAGGAGGAUCACCUGUUUCUAAGAAAAGAACACCUAGUAAACCAAUAGACGAACAAUCAGCUGAGUCAAUUCUUGGAGCUCUACGUCGACAUCCUGUAAGGAAACAAGUUAAAGAUAAAACAUCAGUGCAAGAAGAGAAUGCAGUUUCAAUCAAAUACGAAGAUAAAGAUGGAGAUAAACUUGAAACUAAUGCGGCAUUACCUGGACAUGGAGAUGAACCAGAACUUGAAGCAAAAGAAAGUAGUUUGGCACCUGAGAUUCCAAAAGUGUCUAGACCUUCCUCAAAUUUUGUGAAGAGAUCACCAAUUCCAAAACCUUCAUCCAAAAAUAAUAGUGAAGAGGUGUCUGAGGAGCAAGUGAUUCCAGUAACUGCAAAACAAGUGUUGGAACUGCAGAAGAUUGAUGAAAUGAAGCUUCCUGAGCUGAAAGAAAUAGCAAAAACAAGAGGAAUUAAAGGGCAUUCAAAACUAAAGAAGGGGGAACUGUUAAAACUGUUGAAGGAGUUGGUGCAAUGAGUUAGAACUUAAAGAGCUUUUUUGAUGACUUGAAGAUUAGUGAUUGUUACUGAGACUGAGGUUUUCUUGUUUGUUUGUUCUUCUUUUUGAGAACUCUUGUUUUGUCACUAAUUGUUUAGAUUCUUUCACCUAUUUCAUAAUUUAUCAAAGUUUGUCUUUACGGCUAUAUGAACUGAUCUGCACAU
Molecule: messenger RNA, 1025 nt
Organism: Dioscorea cayenensis subsp. rotundata (Guinea yam)
Lineage: Eukaryota; Viridiplantae; Streptophyta; Magnoliopsida; Dioscoreales; Dioscoreaceae
Product: SAP-like protein BP-73
Exons: 3
Coding region: 124-840 (238 amino acids)
Biological process (GO): DNA-templated transcription termination
Source: RefSeq, a predicted model, not a curated record